This is a messenger RNA of Penicillium brasilianum, 2607 nucleotides long. The record is from the annotation of a GenBank genome assembly. NCBI's taxonomy places the organism in Eukaryota, Fungi, Ascomycota, Eurotiomycetes, Eurotiales, Aspergillaceae.
CCCGGAGAAAGUCAUCCACCAUCUUUUGUUCCUGGUUCGGAUUCGACUUUGAUCCCGAGAAAAUGGCACCGAAAAGCCAAGAGAACAUGGCCAAGAAUGCUUCAUGAGGUUCACUAAACGAGCCUUCAAUAAUUGCUUGCCAGGAAAAGUCGACUGUGCAUAGACCCUACAGUUAGUGGUACUACUGGGUACGUUUAGGUUGUACUCCAUAACUGCACGGUUCGGCGUCUGCCUAAAACAGUAAACCAGCCCUAUGGAGAUGAACCGGCUACUAAGUAACGUACGGAAUGCACGUGGGACGUCUCGCGCGCCUGAAUAGUGUCGAGUUGAAGCGCUAGUCAGCGAGGAAUACUCCAUUAUUCCAGAAGAUGCAUAACCCUCCAGAAAUUGGAUUCGUGGUCGGCCGUCCUGUUUCUGAGGAUGAAAGAUUUAUCGAUUUUGGUACUGUAGCCAACCCAACUCGAGUGGCCUUUCUCGGUGAAACCAUUUCCUUGUAAAUGCCGUGAGACCUCCAAAAAAGCCUACACAGAUGGCAGGCUAUAUCCUAGGCACGCGACUUCUUAUAAGUCGGAGUCAAAAAAGCAGUCGGGCAGCUCGAUAGUCGGUCAAUGAGGGCAAUUACCAGCCUUGCAGGACAAGCGCAACGCAAUCGGUCACUACCAAGAAGCUUAUAAUCGAGAAGCUAAGUGACGUGGCCAUCUAGUAAGUAUCUACAACGUCAAGAAAUCAAUGCGACGAAGAACAUUCUACGGUUUAAUGAUGUUGAUAGCCUAAUUAAUCAGGCACCAAGUGGCCGCCAAGGCACGGCGCCGGCGAAACGUUCCGCCAGCUGAGCUUAGGAACCAGCUACGUGAUGCAUCACUGGCCGUCCAACAAACCCAUCCAAACACCUCCCCGUCUCUCUCCCUUCCACCCCUUCUUUCGCGCCAUCGUCACAUUCAUCAGUCCCCAUCCGCAAUCAUGGGGUCUGAUCCGCAGUACAUCAAGUACCCUGACCUUGUCCUCGCCCAACAUGUCUUCAACCUCUCCAACCCUGCAUGCAAUCCAUCCACCCGUCAGGCCUCAUUGAAGAAGCUGCAAGAUGCGGUCACCGAGCGUAAAAUGGCCCCCUUCUACCGCCACCUGGCCCAUCCCGUUGAAGGCAUUCUGAACAACUCCGGCGAGGGCGUGACGCAACACCCGCACCCUCACAAUGCAGGGACUUCGAAGCCACUCAUCACCUCCAACAUGCUCACCACAAGAACGUCAUCCAAGAUUGAUUUCCCCUGGGAUGAGCAGCUCUAUCAGUCCUUAGUUGAGGAUAACAAGAAGGAACUAGAGAGUAUCCAGAAGGAGGAAGAGGAGGCAGAGGAAGCCGCGGGUGAGACCGAAGUUCAGGCCGCACGGGGGAAACGGGCCGAGUUUUGGGCUCGCGUUGGUGAUAAGGACAAAGCUAUCGAGUCACACGAAGCCCUCCUCGAAAAGAUCGGUUUCCUCGGCACCAAGAUUGACCUUGUGCUCGCCAUGAUCCGCAUUGGUCUGUUCUUUGGUGACCGCGUGUUCGUCAAGAAGAUUAUCGAGCGUGCAGAGGCUCUGGUGGAGAGCGGUGGAGAUUGGGAUCGGAGGAAUCGCCUCAAGGCCUACAAGGGCAUGCACCUUCUCACCUGCCGUUCAUACAGCCUCGCCGCUCCGCUCCUCCUCGAUAGCCUGUCCACAUUUACCAGCUAUGAGCUUUGUAGCUACUCCUCGUUGGUCAUCUACUCCGUGCUAGCGGGAUCUCUAUCCCUCAAGCGGGUGGACUUCAAGGCGAAGGUAGUGGAUGCACCCGAGAUCAAGGCCAUCCUGGGUGCCGGAGAGGAUCAGCUGGCCGCACUUUCUGGUGAGGUCUCAGCUGGGACUGGUGUCCGCGAUGAGGAGAUGAAGGAUGCGGCGGUGACCAAGUCGACUCCGUCGGCGGGAGCCACCACCGUCGUUAACCUGACCACUCUCGUUACCGGCUCAAGUGAGCAGGCAGAGAAUGAACCCCCCGUGGACUUCUCUUCUCUGGCCAACUUGGUCAACAGUCUGUAUAAUGGUAACUACCGCUCGUUCUUUGUGGCCCUCGCAGCCGUGGAGGACCACUUCCUGACCCAGGACCGGUACCUGCAUGAGCACCGGGCCUGGUUCGUGCGGGAGAUGCGCCUACGCGCCUACCAGCAGCUGCUUCAGAGUUAUCGGGUAGUGGGUCUGACCAGUAUGGCGAAUGACUUUGGAGUGACGGUGGAUUACUUGGAUCGGGACUUGGCGAAAUUCAUCUCCAGCAACCGUAUUGCCUGCACGAUCGACCGGGUCAAUGGAAUUAUCGAGACCAAUCGGCCCGACGAUAAGAACAAGCAGUACUCGGACGUGGUUAAGCACGGCGAUGCCCUGAUCACGAAGUUGCAGAAGUACGGACAAGCGGUCCGCCUGCGGGGCAGUGAGCGCAGUUAGAUCGGGUGCCUUUGAGAUAUUUUAAUUGGCGCAGUGUCCUUGUUUUAGUUAGAGAUGACUCGGUGAUACCACCAUCCGUCCAUGUCUGAACGCAGAAAUAUUAUCUAACAUGAUCCAACGUGAUCCACCCGUGUGUUGUGUGCAGACCGUAGCAUAGCA